Messenger RNA from Diatraea saccharalis (sugarcane borer), 3552 nucleotides. The record is from the annotation of a GenBank genome assembly. NCBI's taxonomy places the organism in Eukaryota, Metazoa, Arthropoda, Insecta, Lepidoptera, Crambidae.
UACUUGCUGUAUUAAAAAUUAUUAAUUAGGUUUCAAUGCGAUGUUUUUUUUUGUUCCAGAUAAAGAUGUUCCCUUCUGCUGACUUUAUGAGGAUGUUGAAAUAAUACUCAAAUGAAAAUAUUCCAGGUGGCAGCUUUGAGACCAGCCAUUUGAACUCUGUUAUGCUGAGAUAGUAGGCGGAAUGAAGUCGUGGGGCGAGUCAAUAGGGCGUGGCGCGUCAGCACAUUUCUCGCGCGUCGGUCGUCUGCGGCGCGCCUUGGUGGUACUGGCUGCAGCCGCGUGCACCGCUGCCGCGCUGCUGUACUGGCGACAGCAGAGCAACGACCUGACUCACCGACCCAUGCACAACAUUUACGCCGCUACGGACCCACAAUGGACCUGGAUUUGCCGGAACGAACGAUGCGAGCGACUACAAGCAUCAGAAUCGUCAACGCUGCAGUCACUCCAGACUUGUAACAUGCUCUGCGCAUCCACUCAGCUGUGGCCUCAGCCAACGGGGCCUGUGAGCCUGGCUACAGCCGUCACUCCAGUCAAAUCUGACUCUUUCUACCUGAAAAUCGUCAAAUCUCCAUCAAGUGAAGUCACCCAAAAUCUAAAUGAUGCCUUCGCGCUCAUGCGUGAAGACAUGCGGUCUUUAGAAAAGAGUAGCAAUAGUGAAAUUCGACGUACCGACAUCGGUAACCCGCGCACAGUUCAUGUUCGCGUCACGGUCAACGGCACGGGUGAUUCUCGCAUGCGCCUUAAUACUGACGAGAGUUACAAACUUACGCUUCGGCCCUUCGGAAAUUCAUUAGUAGUGGAGAUCACUGCUCAAUCAUUUUGCGGCGCCCGGCACGGUUUCGAAACACUAUCUCAACUCGUGUGGCUCGAUCCCUAUGCGAACUCACUGUUGAUUCUCGAAGCGGCCACCGUAGAGGACGCACCUCGCUUUAGUUAUAGAGGCCUAUUGCUCGACACGGCGCGAAAUUAUUUCCCGGUUUCCGAUUUAAUAAGAACUAUAGAUGCGAUGGCCGCCUGCAAACUGAAUACGUUUCACUGGCACGUGAGCGAUUCACAAUCAUUCCCGCUAAGAUUGAACAGUGUGCCGCAACUGGCCCAGCACGGUGCCUACGGGCCGGGCUCCAUUUACACCAUGGAUGAUGUGAAAGCGGUGGUGCACCAUGCGAGGCUUCGUGGUAUUCGCGUGCUGUUGGAAGUAGAUGCUCCCGCACACGUCGGUCGCGCCUGGAGCUGGGGUCCCGCGGCCGGCCUCGGCCACCUCGCCUACUGCAUAGAAGUAGAACCCUGGAGCGCUUUCUGCGGAGAACCGCCCUGCGGUCAGUUGAACCCGCGCAACCCGCACGUGUACGAUCUCCUCGAACGCAUCUACGCUGAGAUUAUUCAGGUCACCGGGGUGGACGACUUGUUCCACCUCGGGGGCGACGAGGUGUCCGAGCGCUGCUGGUCGCAACACUUCAACGACACCGACCCCAUGGAGCUGUGGCUCGAAUUCACGCGACGCGCCAUGGUCGCCCUCGAGCGAGCCAACGGCGGGAAAGCCCCGGAGCUGACGCUGCUGUGGUCGUCGCGACUGACUCGGUCGCCCUACCUCGAACAAUUAGAUUCGAAAUAUUUCGGAGUGCAAGUCUGGGGUGCGUCGCGGUGGCCGGAGUCGCGAGCCGUACUAGACGCGGGCUACCGGUCGGUGAUCUCGCACGUGGACGCGUGGUAUCUCGACUGCGGGUUCGGCUCGUGGCGGGACAGCAGCGACGGACACUGCGGGCCGUACCGGUCGUGGCAGCAGGUCUACGAGCACAGGCCGUGGACGGAGGAGGGAGCGUCGGGGGAGGGGCUGGCGUGGCGGAUCGACGGCGGCGCCGCGUGCCAGUGGACCGAGCAGUUGGGCCCGGGCGGGCUGGACGCGCGCGUGUGGCCGCGCACGGCCGCGCUGGCCGAGCGGCUGUGGUCGGACCGCGCGGAGGGCGCCACGGCUGACGUGUACUUGAGACUGAACACUCAACGGUCUAGACUGGUGGAGCGGGGCGUGAGGGCGGCGCCCCUGUGGCCGCGCUGGUGCUCCCACAACCCGCACGCGUGCCUCUAGCGGUUCGAGCCCGCGACGCUCCUCCCUGAAGUUGACGCUCAUGUCCGACCCCCGAGCGCUCUAGGUGCGAUCCGAGGCUGAUCGAACAGUCACAGCUUCCGCGCUGUGAAGAGAUCGAUCAGAUUCGUUAAUAGUUUGCUCUUCGUUAAAGUGAUUGCGCAUGUUCUUUUGUUACAUACUAAGAGUUGGUCGGUAAUGUAAGAGUAGAUAGAAAUUUGUACAGACCUUUUAGUUUUACUUAGCUAUAUUUAUAUCUCUGUCGAAAUCCGAUUUACUCUUUGACAAUUAAUGUGAUGUCAUAAACUGUAUACUUACUUCUGAAGUUUUGUGAACAUAUUUAAGCUUAAAUCUUAUACUAGGUAGCGACAAACCACUCGACUCUUAUGAGAUUAGGUUAAUACUGAAUAGUUUAAAAAUUACAUAUGAAGUAAAUAGCCAAGCUUAUGAAAAACCGAAAGACAAAACUCAAUAGCAAGAAUCGAGUGUUGUGAACUCAUUAACUAUAGUGAUCAUAGAACAAUAGUACAGAGACGUAGUUAUAGGAAAAAAACUAAACGCACUAGUUACCGUCUUACGAAGUAGCUGACGUACAUUCAAUUAUACGAUAGACAUUUCAUGUAUUGGAUACAGUUUUCACUAUGUGAUUAAACGUUUACGGUUCGACAGAGCACUAACAGCCGCGCUAUAAAACGACACCACUUUUUAACUAUAUAAAAAAAGCGAAAUUGUCCUUUCCGGGCAUUCGAGCCAUUGUAAAUAUAAAAUAUUAAUAAGUAGUGAUGACGGGUAACCGCAUAGCGAAAAUCAAUCUUACAAUACAAAAAAACAAUUGUAUACUCGAUAAUUUUUAAUAACUAGAUUAAUAGAUAGAAGUCCAUGCAUCCGCAAGAAAUGGCAAAUCCAGUUUAUAAAGUCUUUGGUGGACAGACUUAAGGGGGGUCAAAACUCUUGACCAUUGACUCAAGACCCCCAUGACCUCCCUGGAUCUGCCCUACCGCAAACACCUAAGACAUGCAAGCAUCACUAAUGUAUUACGUUUGAAACAAAUGUUAUACUGCCAUUAAUAUCACAAUUUUGUGUAGAUAUGGGUUUAAUGAUUAGUAAAUACUAAUAGUUAGGUAAUUAAAUAACCAUUUGUUAAAUUAUUGUUAUAUAAAUUUAUUUAUUAUAACUAUAAUGGGUCUGAGCCAAAUUAAAUAUGCAUUUCUCAUUUGAUUCUAGUGACAAUAGAUUCUCAUAAAGGUGUGUUCACAUAGUUGCUGUUUUGCUAUGAAUAAAAACAACACAGAUUGUGCUGGAAAAUGAUAUAUCAUCAUUAUGAUCAUGAUUUCAGCCUAGAGACACCUACUGUAGAACUUUGAUUGAUUGAGUAUUUAGUUGUAUUAUUCUAGAAAAACAUUAAACUAAAGUAGUUAGGCAAACAUUUUACUCAUGAAUUACAAUAUAGAUCUUUAUUGUUAUCAAUAUAA